AGCAUUACAAAGCAAGAAGAAACUAGGAAGUUAUGGGCAGGGCACGCAGGCCUCCACCUGGGCAGCACAGGCAUUGUGAGAGAUGUUUUAACCGUCACUGUCACAUUCCUGUGGAGCCCAAUGUCUCCUGCCUGGUGAUAAACUGCCGCCUGUCCUGUGGUGCUACCUUCCACAUGUGCAAAGAGGCAGAGCACGAGCUCCUCUGCCCCUUAGAGCAGGUUCCGUGCCUCAACUCCGAAUAUGGCUGCCCCCUUUCCAUGUCCCGCCAUAAGCUGGCCAAGCACCUGCAGGUGUGCCCUGCUAGUGUGGUCUGCUGCUCCAUGGAGUGGAACCGCUGGCCAAACGUGGACUCUGAAACAACCCUACAUGAGAACAUCAUGAAAGAGAAUCCCAGUGAGGAGUGUUUGGACACAGCGCUGGCUCUCCAGGACCAGAAGGUCCUUUUCAAAUCUUUGAAAAUGGUAGAACUUUUUCCGGAAAGUCGAGAGCCCACUGAGGAGGAACCUACUGGGAAUGGAGAAGCCAGCUGGGAGGAAAUGGGAGGAGCAGUAGGUGGAGUGGAUGCCAGUUUGGUACCACAUAGCUGUCUAUCAGCCACCAAGGAAGAGAUGGCAGAACUGAGUCAAGAAGAACGCGAGGUGUUAGCCAAAACCAAAGAAGGGAUAGACCUGGCUAAGUUUGACCAGUGGGAAAAUAUUUUCAGCAAAGAGCAUGCAGCCUCUGCUUUAAGAAACUCAUCAGCGAGCUGUGAAAACAAGAGCAGGAAUGGCCCGGGCAAAGAACAGAUUUCCGACAGCAAUAACAUGGUAGUAGAGGGUGCUGCCCAAGGGAAAGAACCCCAGGAAAACGAGAAGCAGCAAGACUUUUGUGCAGCUGUGGAAACAACAGGGCUUGCCCCUUGGCAGGAUGGUGUCCUAGAAAGACUGAAAACUGCCGUGGAUGCAAAGGACUAUAACAUGUACCUGGUGCACAACGGGAGGAUGCUUAUUCAUUUUGGUCAGAUGCCCGCUUGUACGCCUAAGGAGAGGGACUUUGUUUAUGGCAACCUUGAAGCUCAGGAAGUGAAGACUGUUUAUACCUUCAAAGUUCCUGUGAGCUACUGUGGGAAGCGGGCUCGCCUUGGAGAUGCUAUGUUGAGUUGUAAGCCCAGUGAACACAAGGCAGUAGACACUUCAGAUUUGGGGAUCACUGUGGAGGACCUGCCCAAAUCAGAUCUCAUCAAGACCACCCUGUUGUGUGCUUUGGAAAGAGAACUCAAAGGCCAUGGCAUCUCUGAAUCCAGGAGCAUUGAUGGGCUAUUCAUGGAUUUUGCUACACAGACGUACAAUUUUGAGCCGGAACAGUUUUCUCCUGGGACGGUGCUGGCUGACCUAACGACUGCCAGCCCAGAGGGGCUCCACGUGGAGCUCCACAGUGAGUGUGUGACCAGGAGACACAACAAGAGCAGCUCUGCCUUUACUUUCACUUGCAACAAAUUCUUCAGGAGGGACGAAUUCCCCCUGCAUUUCAAGAAUGUCCACACAGACAUUCAGUCAUGUCUUAACGGCUGGUUCCAGCACCGAUGCCCCCUUGCCUACUUGGGAUGUACAUUUAUUCAAAGCCAUUUCCGUCCCCCAGGGCAAAAGGCAAAAGUAAUCUAUAGUCAGGAGCUUAAGACCUUUGCCAUCAAGCCGGAGGUUGCUCUGGAGCUCAGUGAGGGAAGGAAAAACAACCAUCUCUCAGGCUGUGGAGGGAAAAGCCAGAAUUCUCUAACCAGCCUGCCCUUGGAGGUUUUGCAGUACAUUGCUGGGUUCUUGGACAGCAUCAGCCUGUCCCAGCUUUCCCAGGUGUCCGUGCUGAUGAGGAAUAUCUGUGCCACUUUGUUACAAGAGAGAGGGAUGGUCCUCCUGCAAUGGAAGAAGAAGAGGUAUUCCCAUGGAGGCACUGCCUGGAGAGUCCACAGAGAGAUCUGGCAAUUCAGCAGCCUAUUCUCCAAAAUCAAGAGCUGGGAGUUUAAUGAAGUCACCUCCAUGUCUGAGCACUUGAAGGUCUGUCCUUUCAAUGUUGUAGAGCACAAGACUGACCCAAUUCUUUUGACCAGCAUGUGUCAGCCCCGUGAGCAGGCCCGAGAGAGCUUAGUCACCACCUUUAGAGCCAGUCCACGAGGAAGACACGCCAACUAAAGAUUCAGACGCAAGCAUUCUUGGAUUC
Molecule: messenger RNA, 2190 nt
Organism: Rhinolophus ferrumequinum (greater horseshoe bat)
Lineage: Eukaryota; Metazoa; Chordata; Mammalia; Chiroptera; Rhinolophidae
Gene: FBXO40
Product: F-box protein 40
Exons: 3
Coding region: 33-2162 (709 amino acids)
Cellular component (GO): cytoplasm
Molecular function (GO): protein binding; zinc ion binding; ubiquitin protein ligase activity
Source: RefSeq, a predicted model, not a curated record